Globicephala melas (long-finned pilot whale) is the source of this 6584-nucleotide messenger RNA. It is a transcript of the gene CNTN5, whose product is annotated as contactin 5. The record is from RefSeq and is a predicted model, not a curated record. Gene Ontology annotation, molecular function: cell-cell adhesion mediator activity. Lineage: Eukaryota; Metazoa; Chordata; Mammalia; Artiodactyla; Delphinidae. Gene Ontology annotation, biological process: cell-cell adhesion; axon guidance; brain development. Gene Ontology annotation, cellular component: plasma membrane; axon.
ACGCUCGGGCCCCAAACGCUCCAGCGACAGGAGGCGCCGCACCUACUUCCGAAUAUAACCAACUACCGAGCUGGAGAGCGUGACUACGAGGAGGCGGCCUCUAAAGUGCACUGAAAGCGCCCGGCGGGAAGGAUGCGUUACCUGGGUCCCCUCCUCAGGGAGCUGCCGGGCGAGGUGGAGGAUUCCCUCUGAAAGAUUAAAAACUCGGCAGUUGUCUUCUGCCACAGGCUGGGGAGGACCCGAGCAACUGCUCCGUUUGAACUGUGACGACGGGCAGGAGGAUGGGAGACGGGAAUUAAGAGUCACGGACGAAGGACAGGGGAGUCUGGCGUCUGCUUGGUGACCUUAAAGGAUUGCCAUUCAGUGUCAUUCAAGAUCUACUAAGCAUCAUUUUUGCAUGACUACGGCAAAAGGAUAUCUUUACAGAAGCAGUUCCUUUUUGAAGUUUAUAAUCUGGGCCCUGUUUUCAGACAGAAGGAAAGAGAUCCAAAACAAGAAAGAGAGAAAGAGAGAAGAGAGAACUACACAGCUGUAAAUUUCUCCAGAAGGGCAUUCUUUAACGAAGAAACGUCAGAGCUGCUAAAUACACUGGGACUCAGGUGAUCCUAGUCACCAAGGAUGGCCUCCUCUUGGAAACUUAUUCUGUUUCUGUCAGUCACUGGGUGUCUUUCAGAAUACUCUGGAACUCUUCCUAGUCUCUCUACUUCAUAUGCUACUUUGCUAAGAAUUAAGAAGAGUUCAUCUUCAUCCCUCUAUGGUUCAAAGACUAGACCACGAUACAGCAGUCCUCCAUUAGGAACACUGAGUGUUUCUUCACCGAACUGGCGAGGGGCAGCUCAACAUUAUUAUUCCCCCAUCAAUCUUUAUCAUUCCUCAGAUGCCUUCAAACAAGAUGAAAGUGUGGACUACGGGCCAGUGUUUGUGCAAGAACCAGAUGAUAUAAUUUUCCCGACGGAUUCUGAUGAAAAGAAACUAGCACUGAAUUGUGAAGCUCGUGGCAGCCCAGUUCCCAAUUACAGAUGGCUUCGAAAUGGAACAGAAAUAGAUUUGGAAAGUGAUUAUCGCUACAGUUUGAUAGAUGGGGCCUUCAUUAUAAGCAAUCCAAGUGAAGCAAAGGAUUCUGGCCAUUAUCAGUGUUUGGCAGCCAACACGUUUGGAAGUAUUCUUAGUAGAGAAGCUGUACUUCAGUUUGCCUAUCUGGGAAAUUUUAGUGGCCGGACAAGAAGUGCAGUCUCUGUGAGGGAAGGCCAGGGGGUUGUUCUGAUGUGCUCUCCUCCGCCUCAUUCACCAGAGAUCGUCUAUAGCUGGGUAUUUAACGAGUUCCCUUCCUUUGUGGCGGAAGACAGCCGGCGGUUCAUUUCCCAGGAGACAGGCAACCUUUAUAUUUCUAAAGUCCAAACAUCAGAUGUUGGCAGCUAUAUUUGUCUGGUGAAAAACACAGUGACGAACGCUCGAGUACUUAGUCCUCCAACACCACUCACUCUCCGUAAUGAUGGUGUGAUGGGAGAAUAUGAGCCGAAAAUUGAGGUCCAUUUCCCUUUCACAGUUGUAGCUGCUAAGGGAACAACUGUUAAGAUGGAAUGCUUUGCACUUGGCAACCCAGUUCCAACAAUCACAUGGAUGAAGGUUAAUGGUUAUAUUCCUGGUAAAGCACGUCUGCGUAAAUCUCAGGCAAUACUGGAAAUACCCAAUGUGCAGCUGGACGAUGCAGGCAUAUAUGAAUGCCGAGCUGAAAACUCACGUGGAAAAACUUCCUUUCGUGGACAAUUACAAGUAUACACAUACCCACACUGGGUAGCAAAACUGAAUGAUACUCAGUUAGACAGCGGGAGCCCUCUCCGAUGGGAAUGUAAGGCUACUGGAAAACCCAGACCCACAUACCGUUGGCUGAAGAAUGGAGUACCCCUCUUGCUUCAGAGUAGGGUUGAGAUGGUUAAUGGAGUAUUGAUGAUCCACAAUGUGAAUCAAUCAGAUGCUGGAAUGUAUCAGUGUUUGGCUGAAAAUAAAUAUGGAGCCAUUUAUGGGAGUGCUGAGCUGAAGAUCCUAGCUUCAGCUCCCACUUUUACACUGAAUCAACUGAAGAAAACAAUAAUUAUUACUAAAGACCAAGAAAUCAUCAUAGAGUGCAAACCCCAAGGCUCUCCAAAACCAACCAUCACUUGGAAGAAGGGAGACAAAGCAGUUAGAGAGAAUAAAAGAAUAGCUAUUCUUCCAGACGGGAGUCUACGGAUCUUAAAUGCUUCUAAAUCAGAUGAGGGAGAGUACGUUUGCCAAGGGGAAAAUGUCUUUGGUUCUGCUGAAAUCAUAGCUUCCGUUUCUGUGAAAGAACCUACAAGAAUAGAACUUACUCCUAAAAGAACAGAGUUAACAGUGGGAGAAAGCGUUGUCCUUAACUGCAAAGCAAUUCACGAUGCUAGUUUGGAUGUCACUUUCUACUGGACACUGAAAGGACAGCCUAUCGAUUUCGAGAAAGAAGGUGGACAUUUUGAAAGCAUCAGGGUUCAAGCAUCCUCUGCAGAUUUAAUGAUCAGAAACAUCCUUCUGAUGCAUGCUGGGAGAUAUGGCUGCAGGGUACAGACCACAGCAGACAGUGUGUCAGAUGAGGCAGAACUUCUUGUUAGGGGUCCCCCAGGCCCACCAGGGAUAGUGAUCGUUGAGGAAAUCACUGAGAGCACAGCCACACUUUCCUGGAGUCCAGCUACUGACAACCACAGCCCAAUCUCCUCAUACAACUUGCAGGCUCGCAGCCCCUUCUCCCUGGGCUGGCAAACAGUAAAAACAGUCCCAGAAAUCAUAACAGGGGACAUGGAAUCAGCCAUGGCAGUGGACCUGAACCCCUGGGUGGAAUAUGAAUUCAGAGUGGUGGCCACCAAUCCAAUUGGGACUGGAGAUCCAAGCACCCCAUCUCGAAUGAUCCGCACAAAUGAAGCAGUUCCAAAGACAACACCCACCAAUGUAAGAGGAAGAAGUGGAAGAAGGCACGAGUUAGUCAUCGCCUGGGAGCCAGUAUCGGAAGAGUUUCAGAAUGGGGAAGGCUUUGGCUAUAUUGUGGCUUUCCGACCCAAUGGAACACGUGGCUGGAAGGAAAAAAUGGUGACAUCUUCUGAAGCUUCAAAAUUCAUUUAUCGAGAUGAAAGUGUCCCUCCUCUUACUCCCUUUGAAGUGAAGGUUGGCGUUUAUAACAAUAAAGGAGAUGGACCUUUCAGUCAAAUUGUGGUCAUAUGUUCAGCUGAAGGAGAACCCACUGCUGCUCCCACAGAUGUCAAGGCUACAAGUGUGUCUGUGUCAGAGAUUCUUGUUGCAUGGAAACAUAUUAAAGAGAGUCUAGGAAGACCACAGGGAUUUGAGAUUGGCUAUAGGAAAGACAUGGAACAAGAAGAUGCAGCAGAAACCAUCAAAACUAGGGGGAAUGAGUCAUCUGUCAUCCUGACAGGAUUAGAAGGAAAUACAUUAUAUCACUUCACAGUGAGAGCUUAUAAUGGAGCUGGAUAUGGGCCACCUAGCAGUGAAGUGAGUGCAACCACAAAGAAAUCCCCCCCCAGUCAAGCACCUAACAACCUCAGGUGGGAGCAGCAAGGCUCUCAGCUUUCUCUGGACUGGGAACCUGUCAGACCAUUAGCCAACGAGUCUGAAGUCAUGGGCUACAAGGUAUUUUAUAGGCAAGAGGGUCACAGCAACAGUCAAAUUAUUGAAACACAGAAACCUCAAGCAGUAGUCCCGCUCCCUGAUGCUGGAGUCUAUAUUAUUGAAGUUCGAGCAUGCAGUGAAGGAGGGGAUGGAACCGCUAGCUCCCAAAUCAGGGUCUCAUCAUAUUCAGGUGGGAAAAUCACUAGUGCUCAGUCAACCCUCCACACUCUUUCCACGUCCUCGUCAUCAGUAACGUUGCUUUUGGCAUUGAUGAUUCCUUCAACCUCUUGGUGAAAACUACAGACUUAAUUUGCUUUUCUUUACUUUAGCUUGAUAACAGCAGUGAAUAGAGUGUAAUGUAAGUGGAGACCCAGGACCUUGAGAUAAGCGUUAAAAACUUGGAACUACACAUGUUGCACUUACAGGAGGUUGGGGGGAACAUUACUUAUCCGUCAGGUUUCUUUUUGGUUUUUGUAAAUGGAGAGGACAGUUAUUGGUCCAAUAAAAAUAUGCAGAUUGUACGUAAUAAAUUUUGUAAGCAAAGGUAAUUUCUGUCAAAUGUAUUCUUUACUUUUUUAGUAUGUUGGAAUUUGAUUUUAUAUCUGAUGACCCUGAGUGUGUGCCGUCCAUUUGUUAAGCAAGUGGUCUCUAGCAGAUCUGUUUCAAACACAAAUACAAAACUGAGAAUGAAAAAUUUACUUAAGACUCCAAGUCUACUGUUUUUCAUUUUUCCUUUGGCUGACUAUUCCAAUUGACAAAGCAGCAGGAGAUAUAAAAAAAAUACUUCAACUGUGUGGUCCAUUAUAGGAUAAGUACACAAAAAUUUUCUCAAAAAAUAUUGUAUGAUUGCAUCAUGAAAUAGCAAAAUUUGUCAAUAUGCUAUUCUAUAUGCAUCCCUAGAGCAAGUUAUUAGGAUAGGGAAUAAGCCAUUUACAUUAGUGCAAGGUAAAUAGAAAGUAAGUCCAAAUGAACUGAAGUGCUAUUGUUUUUCAUCAAGUACUAUGUUAUCUAGCUGCAAAUAUAGUAAAUGUUUAUUUUUAAUAACAAAAUAUAAAGUCACAAAAAAAUAUAUAUGAUCACUAAAAGCUGAAGAUACUGACAUGCUGCCAAGGGUGCUAACUUGAAAAUGAAAUGAAUAUGGGACAGAGCUUCCCCAUUUCCCCACCUACUGCCAAAAAAGGUGUUGAAUUAGGCCCAAGAUUUUCUUCUAACUGCAAAUAAUUUUAAGGACAAUGAAAAUCUGUUCUGCAAGUAAUUUUGCAUAGAGAUAGUCUAUGGAUUAAAAUGGUUCAAGCAUAAAAAAUGUUGAUUUUUUUUAAAGAGUUCCAUGCAUCACAUGCCAUUAAUAAAAUCUUACCAACUAUUAAAAUAAAGAGGACCUCUUAGAUAAAUUGAUUUUUUUUAAUUAAGCAGUGUGUGGAAACAAGGCCUCAAUACAGGGGCUCAGCUAGUCCAUCUAGCCAUACACUGCUUAGGAGGUAAUACCCAUUUGCUCUUUGAGGACUCAACUUGAACCUAAGUGAUCCUAGAUAGUUGUCGGAAAGUGAGGUGAAAGUUUUCUAUGUGAUAUUUUACAGAUAUUCUAACCAGUAUGAGAACGUGCCAGAGUUCACAUUAGACCCAAGAAGAUUCCUGAAGGGAUAGUUAUUGCAAAGCCAUAUGCCAAAAAAUAGCCUGGAGAAACUACCGUUUUACAGGUGUUGUUAAUAUGAGAACAAAAUGUAGAUUCUUUUCUUUUCCUUUAUAAAAUCUAAACCUGCUAAUUCUAUUCACAUCUUUAACAGCAAGCAAAAUGAAGCAGUAUUGAGCUCAAACUGCCAGCUCUAGAGGCUAAUCCUUGUAGAACCAGAAGAGAGAUUGGAGUUUCUGUUCUGAACAUCCUCAGAAAUUGGGUUCAGAGACACAGAACCACUCUUUGUGUUGGUUACUCAUCUUCUUUGGGGGAGAUUAUGCUCAAGACAACCCUAAACAAACAAGAAGUGAUUUAGAAGACUAUUUUGGUUAAUAGAUUAUUGUAGUAAAUUACCACGGAUGGUGAAUAUCAAAGCCUGUGAAUAUUGACAACCAAGUGGCCUUCCUUGAGUACCUCCUUUGGAGUGGGAGAGGCUGGAUUUUGCAUAUAGAGGGAUGGUAACUGUUUUGCAGGCAAAAUAUGAGUUCCCCCCAAGUAUGGUAUAGCUUGCAGGAGCAGAUUGUGCAUCUGAAAAAACUGCAGCAAGAAUAUUAAAGAAUGGGCAAUAAUUUCUACUUCAUAUUUGAUGAAUAAAAUCAUUUUCUUCAUUUUCCAUGGUGGUUCAUACUAGACUUAGCGGACUUUAAGAAUUGAAUUAUUACUAAAACUCGUAAAACAAAGCCCAAUGAAAUAUAAUGUCAAUACACAGCAAAUUCAAAUUAACCAAUAUUUCUGACUAGCUGAUGGAUGGUGUAUAUCUGACAGAAUAUUUAAAUACAGAAUGUCUGAUAUGUUCUUAAAGGAAUCAGCGAUACAGGAUGUUUUAAAGCAACAUGCACAGAAUAUGUAUUCUGCAUCAUAAACCUAUUAAAAACAGGUUUUAAAAUGUUUAUGUACUUAUGUAUUACAUACUUGUUACUUUGUAGAAAGCAGAGCAGCAUUCCUUAUCAAGGUACAUUAUACUGAGUCAGCUUUUUCUUGGAUGGAAUAGUAACCACACAGUCUUAAAUCACUAAACAGACUGUAGUUUUAUAUAACGUCAGUUGAACUCUGAAGAAAAAGACUCCUCCUAUUUAAAAAUUUCAUGAAAUUGAAUGCCUUGCAUACCCAAAUAAAGGUACUGUGGACCCCAUGUCAAACCGUUAAAUAUAUUGUAUGCAGUCUGUAUAUAUACUAUAUAUAAUGGUAUAUACCAUGUGGAAGGCACAGUCAGAUAAUAGUUCUGUGUACUGUUCUUGUAACAUUAGAUCUUUUUAAUAAAUAAUUCUCUUUUUAUUGUCUUUUA